GUGCUCAUACUUCUCUUACCGCUUUUUCCCCACCGGAUCUCGCCGACGCACCGUCAUCAUCGAAGAACCCGGCGUGUUCGACCAAAAAGAACCGAAGAACUCGGUGUCGGGCCACCCAGAAGGAAGCCAUGGAGCCCUCGAACCUUUCUCCGCUUCAAGAAGAGGGAUCCGAAGGACAAUCUCCUUCGGCUUUCUCUCCGGAUUCCAUCCCUCCUCGUCCCGCAUCUCAGAGUUCACUUGAAAAGUACGCGCCUUUAGAAUGGUCAAGUUAUUUCGACAAAGAAGAAUAUGUAACAAUUCCAGGAACAAAUAAUGUCUUCCAUAUUUGGAUGGCCGGAUCAGAAGGGCCAGUUGUUUUUUGCCUACAUGGAGGUGGCUAUUCAGGGCUUUCUUUUGCGUUGUCAGCUAGUAUAAUCAAGGAAAAGGCUCGGGUUGUUGCCAUGGACCUGCGAGGGCAUGGAAAGUCAUCCACUGACAAUGAUCUGGACUUAUCUAUUGAAACUCUACGCAAUGAUGUUUUGGCUGUUUUGAAGACAGCGUAUGGAAAUUCCCCUCCUGCGAUUAUACUUGUCGGCCACAGGUUUUCUUCUUCGAGUGUCAUGGGAGGUUCCGUGGCUGUGCAUGUAGCUGCAAUGAAAGCGAUGCCUAAUGUGCAUGGCCUUGUUGUUGUUGAUGUCGUUGAGGGAACAGCCAUGGCAUCAUUGAUCCAUAUGCAGAAAAUCCUGUCAAAUCGAAUGCAAUACUUUCUCACCAUGGAGAAAGCAGUUGAGUGGAGUGUCAGAGCAGGCCCAUUAAGAAAUGUUGAAUCUGCCUGUGUAUCCGUUCCAUCAACAUUAAAGUAUGAUGAUUCAAAGAAAUGUUUUACAUACCGUACUCCUCUUGAAGAAACAGAGAAAUACUGGAAAGGCUGGUAUGAGGGCCUCUCAGAGAAGUUCUUAUCAUGUCCAGUACCAAAGCUGUUACUAUUAGCAGGAACGGACAGACUAGACAGGCCUCUUACAAUUGGUCAAAUGCAAGGCAAGUUUCAAAUGGUGGUUGUCCGUCACACUGGACAUGCUAUACAGGAAGAUGUCCCCAAGGAAUUUGCUUCACUUAUAUUGAAUUUUAUCUCUCGCAAUCGCAUAGGCCCUCAUGGUGUUGAGAUACCAGGCCUCAUCCGACGACCACAGUAAUAGAAGACGAGACUUUAAGUUUUUCACCAGAGAUAACAUCACUGAGUUACAAAUUUUCACAGGGCAGUUGUUUGUGAACAUCGUUCCAUAUAAAAAGCUUUAUCAGAGAUGUACAAUGCAACAAAAAGGCUUUGGCUUCAAUUUCUUUACGCUCAUGGUGCUGUGAUUAAGCCCUGUAAAGAAUCUGUCACUACUUACCGCCCCCGGCAUUGGCUUCUGCUUGCAGAACUUAUUAGGAGUUUUCUGAAUUUAUAUAUCAUAAAUCCCGGAUUUGUAGGAAACACUUGCCGAAUCCAGAGACUGAAAACUCGAAGAACCUAUGAGAAGGUAUAUGUGUAUUUUGACAGAUCAAUUACAUCUUAUGAUGCUAAAUAUGCUAAUAAUGCAUAACCACGGCAAUUUGACAUCGCCAA
Messenger RNA from Phoenix dactylifera (date palm), 1585 nucleotides. RefSeq names its product esterase/lipase/thioesterase family protein. Gene Ontology annotation, biological process: protein demethylation. Lineage: Eukaryota; Viridiplantae; Streptophyta; Magnoliopsida; Arecales; Arecaceae. The record is from RefSeq and is a predicted model, not a curated record. Gene Ontology annotation, molecular function: protein methylesterase activity.